AUGUUGGGGCUGAUGGGGCAGCCUUUUGCGCCCCGGCCAUGGUUUUUGGCCCAUGAGCCGUCCGCACUUGCACACCCCGCUUGCAAGGUGCGUUGCUUACGAUUGCCGAGAGCUGCCCUGGACCAACCCCUGCGAAAGAUGAAGCCUUGGUCAAGCUUUCGGGGUCGACCAGCUGCUGGCUUCCUGUGUGCACUGGUGGCUUGGUCAGCUUAUGCAGCGCUGGGUCGCAGGACCUUCUGUUUCACCGCAGUCCUUGUGUCCCGCCUGGCUCUCCUGAUGAACUCUGUGAUGUUCGCCUCUCUUGGGCAGCAAGCAGAUGGGCUCAUGGGCGAAAGUGGGAUAUCGCCUCUUCUGUAUGAUGGCAGUACAGCCAGCUGGUGGGACGGACUGUUGCUCAGAAAGUUGCAGAGCUCGAGGCCAAGCUAUACUGCAGGCAUUUGUGCCAUCGUAGCGAUCGUGCCUUGUUUUUUGCCAGUCUGUGCAGUGAGCGGCCUGGCAGUUGGACUUGUCUUGGUGUGGCUGUCGGUGGUUUACCGCGGCUACAUGCAGGUAGACUUCUUGCACUACCAGUGGGAUGCCUUAGCAAUGGAACUCAGCGCCUUGGCAGCUAUCGCUGCUUUGGCACGUGUACCUCGCUCUCCGAUUGUGCGGGAGGGCUGUGCUGCCCUCUCCAUGCACUGCUUUGCGCUCCUGGGCUUCAAGCUGAUGUGGGGCUCCUGCUUUUGCAAGCUUUUCUCCAACUGUCCAGAGUGGAACUUCGGCACAGCCAUGCAGCACCACCAUCGCACCACAUGCUUGCCUAAGCCUUUGGCCCGCACGAUGCAUCGGUGGAGCUCCUCAAGCAAAGUCUCCCAAGCACAGGUUCGGGCGACCCUCUGGGUCGAGGGGCCGCUCUCCUUGUUGGCGCUCCUUGGCUGGCCCCGGGGUCGGGCAAUUUGUGCGCUGCUCUGGUGUGCCUUGAUGCUGACGAUUGCAGCUUCUGGGAACUACGGCUUCUUCAACCUGCAGACCUGUGUGAUCGCUGUGGCGCUGCUCGAUGACCAUCAGCUCGGACAAAUGCUGGGCAAUUCUGUGCUCGACCCGCCCAUGGCUCUGCCCACCUGGUUUGUUCUGGACGGCAUACCCUGGGCGACGACUUUCUGCUACUGGGUCUUAUACACCGGGGCGACCAUGUCGUCCCUCCACCGUAUCAGCCGCGUGAAGCCCCCCGUGCUGUUCGAAGAGGCAGAGGAGCUACUAGCGUCGGCUCAGCUGUCCUGCCGAUACGGUCUGUUUGCACGCAUGACGACCACCAGAGAUGAGGUAGUGAUACGAGAGUUGCACCAACUGCCCCGAGACUUGGGGCAGCGUGCAGUAAAGGAUGGACUUGCAAGUAAGGCAAGUGAUGACACAUACUGGGUGGAACUUGCCUUCCCUUAUAAACCCGGCCCACUAAAUCGGGCCCCACCUGUCUUGUUGACCCAUAUGCCUCGGCUGGAUUGGCAGCUCUGGUUUGUCUCACUAGAAUGGGCGCAGACUUCCGAUACUCCAGCUUGGUUCCAACGCUUCCUGCAGUGCUUGCGCGAGCGGCGCGCCAGUGUCGUGCGUUUAGUUGCGCACAAAGGACAGCACCCAGUGCAGGAGCUUGUCCUACUGCAGUCGCCGAAAGCCACGCGUGUCGCUUUCGAAGAGUAUGACUUUUGCAUGCCCAGCCAGCUGGACGUCACAAAGACUGAUGACAGCUGGCAAUGCGGAGAGUGGUGGUGCCGAAGAACACCAGCCGCCAGCUCGCAGCGCCAGGACGAGUGGUCAGCCUGGUUUUCCUAG
Symbiodinium natans is the source of this 1806-nucleotide messenger RNA. The record is from the annotation of a GenBank genome assembly. NCBI's taxonomy places the organism in Eukaryota, Dinophyceae, Suessiales, Symbiodiniaceae.